AUGUUCAGCUUCAGCGGCAACCUACUUGCGGGGCAGCAUGAUACACAGAAACAGAGGUCGCCACCUUCGAAACCGACACCCGUCAAGUUUCCUUCCCUUGAGCCGCCCGAGCCGUCAAUAAACACGCUGCCAGCCACCUGGACCCAACCAGGAGCAAGGAUAUCAGAGCACUUUUUGCGACUCAAGAAGCCGUCUGAUGUGAGUGAAGAGACCUUGGCCUUGUUGAAUGUCACGUUUCAGCCCCAAUGUGACUUGGAAACAUUAUUGUCAUCCUUGCCAAACGACGCAAAGUCGUUCCUGCCUCCAACCUCCUGGUUGGAAUUACCGGGAGAGAACGACGCCGCAACCAGUCCUGAUACCCCGGCCACACUCUUGAGCAAUGGCAGAAGGGUACCAGAUCAGAGAGAGUUCUAUGUCCGAGCAAGAGAACUGUUCUGCAAGAACGCUGAUGCUUACUCAACACUCACGCGCAAGAGUGUUGGAGAUCAACCACAGCUUCGACUAGCGCAUUUCCGAAAGUUCUGGGAGGGGCUUGACAAUCUAGCUUAUUACUGGGAUACCUCACUAGACGAAUAUCUCCCACCAGUGCAAGAAGCUGGCAAUGUUAGCGGAGAGGCAGUGGGUUCAAGCUCCCCGCAAGAGUCUGCAGAUGCCCAAAGUCAGGACGCCAAACGUGAAACUGAUUCGAAUCGAAUAUCCACAGCGAGGCCAGGGUCUCGUACGCCUGAAGAAGAGGAACCUCGCAAGAAGGCCAAGGUUGAAGAUGCUGAAAGUGGGCAGCGACCAGCCGAGGUCCAGGGCGCCAAUGGCUCCAGCGCCGCACCAGUGAGUGCACGUGUCCCGUCAAAUACUCCAAACCGCAUAUUACCAGCUCGGGCUGCACCACCCAAGGCCCCUUGGGCUGUGAAUAUGGAGUCUCAAAACAAGGUAGUUGAUCUCUCAAACGGUUCUUACCGAGGCUAUCGUAUCGGAAGUGGUGCCGAGAUGCCUGAUCAGUACCGCAUUGAUUGCGUGCGUGCUUUCAUAGAGCCGAUUGCAUGGGCUUUUGGUGUGACACUUUCACCACACCGCCGUCCUCCCGUCCUCACAAUCGAGCACAUUAGAUUCCCUGUUCGCAUGAGCUCUGUCGCUUGGCAAGCACCUCAGGAUAGGGCUAAAGCCAGGCAUGGCUAUAUGGAAGGUCCGGUAUUGGGGGUACAAUGCAGGGCAGACGUUGGCUUCGGACUGACGGGAGACCUGAAGAAGCAAUCUAAUCUUGAUGCUGUGCGCGAGUUAGGUGGGUUGUUGUUGCUGGCACAAGAAAGAGCUAGAGAGGGGAAAGCUGAACGAAGAGGUGGCGAGGAUAGAUGGUGGACAACAAAAGAGCGGUGGGGUGGAGGACCCGGGGGCGAGGUUGGCGAAACAACCGGGGCGAUCGAAAUACUGUCCAAAGAUGCAGCGUCCAAACCUGAAGCAAAACCCACCGACAGGAAUCGUGACGGAUCCAAGGCUCGCCGCAGGCCGUCACCAGCAGAGAUUUGGAAAACGUUGCGACCAGGAAACCCACUGUGGGAUCCAAAAGUGACCUACAAGGCCAUCGGCAAAGACCAGAGUGUUGAGUGGGACGAUGUCUUCAUGGUUUCGUCAUUGAACCACCACAUCAGCCUGUUAAAGCUACGCAUACAUCCGGCUUAUCUUGAGUACAUCACCGAAGGUAGACUGCCCAAAGAAGCGCCAACAGACUCCGACUGGUUUUCCCCAAAACUGCAAAGAACAAAGUGGUUCGAUUUGUUCAACGUUGAUGACCGUACUGAAGCGAUGAGAGGCAUCUGGGGUGUAAUGGCCUAUCUCAUGCGCUCAGAUAAAACUGAUCACGCUGAUCCCGAUGGCACUGCUACGAAGCAGUGA
Alternaria ventricosa is the source of this 1887-nucleotide messenger RNA. RefSeq lists its product as uncharacterized. Bases 1 to 1887 code for a protein of 628 amino acids. The record is from RefSeq and is a predicted model, not a curated record. NCBI's taxonomy places the organism in Eukaryota, Fungi, Ascomycota, Dothideomycetes, Pleosporales, Pleosporaceae. The transcript is spliced from 3 exons.